AUGGAGGAAGGGCAAGCUGCAUCUGAGGUGAGUACUGCAUGUUAAAUUCUAAAUAUGUGCUGUAAUCUUGUAAAGCAGCAAUCUGUUUUAUGAUACACAAUGCUCAUUUUAGUGAAUUAUGAUCCAAUUUCAAGUCACGUAUAAGGAAAUUCAGGGCAGACAUACCUGAUAGCAAAAACGUACCACCGGCUCCAUGUCUACACCCUUUUAGCUCUAAAAACACAGAAGAGAAUGUUGCUGAAAAUGUCGAACUGUAAUUUCUUUGUUUUAGAAAUCCGUCCGUGAAUCUCAGCAUGUGUGUGCUGGUGAACAGGAGUAUGUUCAGGAGAGGAAGAAAAUUGUCCUGGAGUCUCUCACCAGUCUGGGAAUCAACUGUACAGAAGUAAGGACGAAAUAUCUUACUUUUAGACUUUACGUUUCCUUUUAGCAAAUUUUACUCCCAUAUACCCUUCAGUGAUCUUUAAUGAGGCUUGCUGAAGUAUCUUCAAGACAUGUUACUAUUUUUUUUCACAGCGUUAAUAUUAUCUUAAGUCAUCAGGAGGUGUUGUUGAGACACAGAUAUUGGUGUGGGUUGUCUCACUGAUUUUAAUAUUGGCACAAGACUUGAUGCAUCUUUAAGGUCGCCUCCAGCAAGAUACCAAAACCACACGGCAGAAUAAAAGGAGUGUCAAAGAAAGGCUCUGUCUGUGCCUGUAGAAGUUAGUAAUGAAGCUUAGACAGUUUGGUAUGAAAACAAAUAUCCUCACACAAAGCGAAUGGUCAUGAAUCACUAACAAAAAUACAUCCAUCAUGAUGGAUUGGACACUUUCUUGUGGCUAAAUUUAAUUAUCUCCCUGUGGGUACCAGGACUCUGUUCCCCACAUCGCUCUGCUGGGCUCAGGUGGAGGUCAGAGGGCAGCCGUGGGUCUGGUGGGUUCCCUCUAUCAGAUGGAAAAAGAUGGUCUGUUGGACUCUGUGCUCUACCUGGGAGGAGUUUCUGGGUCAACAUGGUAACUGUAACUAUCACACAUCAAUUCAAGUGUGUGCAGAUAAACAGGCCUGUCUGCAGAUUUGGUUGAGUGAUAGGAUGCCUCAGAAAUACUUUGGAAAGACCUUCAUGUCUCAGCAAGACAAUGAUAAACACACUCUGUAAGGAUUACAACCGCAUGGCUUUGUUGUUGAAGAGUCCUGCUGCUAAAUUAGCCAGUCUGCAGUCCUGAUAUGUCACCUGUUAAAAGCAUCAAUAAUCAUUUUCAGUCUGCCCUUAUUUCUCCUCUGUCAGGUCCAUUGCUUUUCUGUACAGUGACCCAGAGUGGAGUGUGGGGAUGGACAGAACCACAUCAAGGCUGACAGAAUCAGAGGUGGAGCUGGCAGAGGUUCUGUCCUGGUUUGGCGAGAGAGAGAAGGAGGAGGACCUCUCCCUUUCUGACAUCUGGGGGGUGGUGACCUCUGCUGGUAUCAUGAAACAGGUCCCUGAAGGAGUAUAGGUUCUUCUUUAUAAUCAGUUUUAGGUGUGGCGCCCUUCAGAAAGUAUCAUUAGAUGUGUGCAUGUUUUAUUAGAUGGACCUGCGGCAUCUUUCUGAAGACACCAGGAGAAACGCAACCAACCCCUACCCCAUCUACUGCGCCAUUGAGAGGAACUGCUACAAAGAGGGGCCAACAGAAGGUACCUUUAACAUGACAUAUAAGCACCAGCAGAUGCUUUGAGUCAUGUUGUUGAUAGUCAACGAGCCUCUCUGUCUCUCAGGGAAGUGGUUCGAGAUGAGUCCUCAUGAGGCUGGUUUCACAGAGCUGGGUCUCUUUGUUGAAGCUUCUCUUUUGGGCAGCAAGUUUGAGGGUGGGAGGCUGGUGGAGAAAAUCCCUGAGAUGGACAUGGUCCAACUACAAGGUUUGUUAAAAAUGUGUGACAACAGUUCUCAAGUUACAGGAGCAGGAUCUAUUUAACUGGACUUAAUCAACACUGUGAAAGGUAUAUGGACUAUCUAAAUAAUUAUAACUAAGUAGUGCAUAAAUGCACAAUAUAAAAUAAUAACAAAGGGUCAAAGUUCAGUCAAGAUGAAUUCUUUUACUUGUGUUAAAAAAAAAAAAAAACUCCUGUGGUCAUCACUGCAUGUUCGAUUAACCAGAUGUCUGCCUCACCUUCACACUACGCAGGUGUUCUGGGAUGUGCUUUGGCUGAUGAGGAGCUGCUAAGAGAGAUCAUUCCUCCCCAUCUGAAUGGUAAAUUAUGAUUUCAGCAAAAACAAAUACACCACAAUAUAAUCGGCAGGUUUUUGAAGGAGCUGCUAAAAAGACAUCACUUGACUUUUCAUGUGUUUCAGUGCCAGCACACCUGCACUCUGCAGGGGGACAGUACCUGCGUAUCUACAUCACCAUCUACAAACUUAUGGCUUUGAUUCGAAGCAACGUCAAAAACCCGAGAGCUCUGUCUGACCUGGACAAGCUGCAGGAACUUUUAAUAGAAACUAGUGAUGAUACUUCCAAACUGACCUCUCAAUAGAUCUAUCCACUGAAUCAAGCUGUAAGAUAAUUACACCAGACUGUCCUAUCUUCUCCAGACAGGAUACACCAAAGUGAGUUUGAAGGGUUUGAGUUGAAGAGUUCUGAAGAGAAGAGAAAUUUGCUCCAGCAGUGGACGAUAAAGCAGCUGGCUUUGAUGGAGACCUGGAGCCUGGGUCUGGAGGAGGGAAACUUUAAAACUCACAGUGAGUUCAAUUAGGAGAGACUAGUUAAAGACAAAAAAAAUAUUGAAAAUGACAAUUAUAAGAAUGUUGCUUGACUGACAAUUUUUGGCAAAUGGACUCUAUGGGGAGAUUUUGAGAUCAAAGGAUGACUGAUCCCCCCAUGGAGUCCUGAUGCUGGUGGUGGUGGCUAAUGACUUGCUGGGACCAUAUGGAUGGAGGUAUGGAACUGAUGAUUCUGCUGAGACUGGUGGAGAUGGAGAGGUGGAGGGUGUGUACAAACCAACAGCAUGAGAGAAUUAGACGCAGAGAAAAUUUUCAUUUUUAAAACGAGAGCAGAACGGUGAUAGGCUGAACAGUGAGAGCAUGCUGCCAUGCUAUUGGAUAGGAAGCUGGUGGUGACUGGUUGAUUAUCCAAUGACUGCCCUGAGUGAUGACAGCAGGAAAAGUGAGUGAGCAUGGGAGUGGAAAAGACACUUAGGCAGCUGUGUAAGCAAUUCAAACAGACACAUCAACUCAGUUCUGCUUUUCUGUUUCAGUUACUUUUGUCAUAAAGAAGGUCCUUCCUCUGAUUGUGCAGUGGGAGUGGGGAACCACCAGGAACUUCCUCAGCAAUUAUGACAGUGAGAACACACACCCCUCAAAAUCACACAGUGAAUUUAUGAUUAUCUAACCAGCUGCACAGGCUGAUAAUUCUCAUAUUGUGCAGUGCAACACAAAAAUAAAGAAAUAAAAAUAACUUUUUUUCUGUUGCCGGGCAGACUCCAGCGCCCCACUCUGCCUGACCUCCAGAGACACUUUAAACCUGAUGGACGCAGGGCUGCUGAUAAACAUGCCCUAUCCCUCAUUUUUGGGAGAGAGGAGAGACAUCGACCUCAUGAUCGCUCUAGAGUACAGCGCAGGGGACAUGUUUGAGGUACUGAGAGUCUGCAUGUGUUAUCAGGGUGAUUAAAUAACUUGAUGAGACAAUGAGAUGAAUCUUCUUUUGUGAGUCCUUAGGCAACACGUUUAUAAUACUGAAUCAACAUGAUUAUUAAUAUUUCCACUGACGCAUGCCAAUGAUUCAUUUACAAGAUUUAUGAUGAUAGAGGGAGUUAUUGCUUCAACUUUGCUGCAGAGAGAAUGUACCAUGAAACAACUUGCACACUCUGCUCUCUGCACAGACUCUGACUCUGGCCAGAGAUUAUGCAGCUGAGCUGAAGAAACCUUUUCCAGAGAUAGACGAGAAAGUUCUGGAGGAGAAAGAAUGGCCCAAGGACUUGUACGUGUUUGAGGGGAAAGAGAAGGCACCCACCAUUGUUUACCUGCCGCUCUUCAACAGAAACAACUGCAAAGGUCUGCUGCAAACCAUGAAACACUUUUAAAAAGAUAAUGUUUGUGUAUCAAAAUCUUUCUGAUCAUAAACAGCUUUCUAUUCUGGUCCAGAUGCAGACGAGGUCAGGGAGAGGAUGGAAGAAUUCUCCACCUUCCAGCUCCCGUACAAUCCGGCAAAAGCCACAUUGCUGUUGGAGACGGCGAAAGAAAACAUGAAGAGAAACAAAGAAACUCUUCUGAAAGAGAUCAGUAAGGCCGCUCAGCGCAGACAAGACAGGCAGCAGUGA
Messenger RNA from Xyrichtys novacula (pearly razorfish), 4261 nucleotides. NCBI's taxonomy places the organism in Eukaryota, Metazoa, Chordata, Actinopteri, Labriformes, Labridae. The record is from the annotation of a GenBank genome assembly.